UGUGCAUUUCGUAACUGACGAGUAUCUAUCGGAAGAAGAGAAGAAGACGGGUAUGUUUGACGGGCGUUUUAUCGUGUUUUAUGUCUGAAACUUACAUGAUGGAUGAUUGAUUGGAUUGGAGAAUCAUCUGGAGUACAUCAUUACGUAGACAAUGAAUACCGCAAGGACGGCAAGACGGCCUCGACGGAUACGAGAUCCUAUGCAUACGAUGCACACGCGUCUACGCUUAACUGCGAUUCCCGCCGAUUUGUUACCAGGUGUAUCUCGUACUAUGGAUGUACCUUCAGUAGAGAAUUUAUUAAAUAGACGUCCCGAUGGUUGGAGCUCACCACAGAGUCCUGAUGAACUUGUUAUUCAAAAGAGAGGCCGACGUAGGAAUAUAGUAUGGUCACCUGAUCUUGAUGCUAAUAAACGGAACAAUCUGCUCAGCUUAAGCUCCAGAGAACGUACACCAGUUAAAAACCCACAGGCUUCAAGGGAUCUUCUGAGGAAUCCACCUAAGAAAAGGCUUUCUCUCAUUGAUAUUUACCAGUCUGAAUUUAUCACACCAGAGAAGAAGAGGAAGACUCACUCCAUAAUGUCGGACACGAACAUAUCGCAAGAGCAGUCUGUCGAUAAUUUAACAAAUAGUUUACGAGGCCUCAGUCAUGAACAAUUGGUGCAAAUGAUCAUGAAUGUGAUACACAUGCAAGAAAAUGAUUCACUCUUUGAGAGCGCAACACUUCGUAACAUUUUCUUGAAAAAAAUGCCGAUCGCGGAUAUUCAACCGUUGAUGCAGAAACUAAAUGUCUUCAGACAGAAUAUUUACGCCAGCCUUAUAUGUUCUAAUCUGGACGAUUCCGCGUAUAGUCGUGCUUAUAUACAUCUGGACAUGUUCGAGAAAACCUUGGUCGAGCAAGGAACACUACUGCAAGAGUCUCAACAUUGGAUGUCUUUGAUGAAUUAUGUGCUGGCAGCAUGGGAAAUUGUGCGAGAAUUGCCAGAGUGGGAAAAUCAGGGUCAUCAGAAUACCACACAUAGAUGCUUCAAAAGUUUAUCGCAAUUCUGCAUUCAAGCUAUAAGAAGAGAAAAUUUCGAAACGUCGCAUUUGGAGAUUUACAUUGAAAAGCUCGAGGCCAUUGCCGGACAGUGUGAAGAUUUUAAAAUCUGUCUUCAGAUGGCGAAGGAAGCGAAGGAGGCGAAGCAAAAGAGUUAGAUCUCUUUUCUUCUACCACGUAUAUUUUUCCCGCGUGAACACACCAGCUUUAUUUAGAUAUUUAUUUUGGCAUAUUUAUGUGGCAGUUGAAAUUAACAACGUAUUUAUAUGUGUAGUGAUUUAAAAUCAACCAGUGAGAAACUUUUUAACGAUAUUUUGAGUAGAAAAUGCAAAAAAAAUUCUUCUGUUUACGUAACAUUAAGUCACUGCAAUAACCAAUAUGUGACAUUACUUGUUCAAAAAUUGUCCACACACAUUCAUCAAUGUAAUUAUAUAUAAUAUUCGUCUCGUAUCUAUAUAUUUUUUUCAAUCAAUAAGUAUAUUUGCGUACAGAUAACACAAAUGCGCGAUAUUAAAUAUAUCUAAUAUCUAUCAUCUGCCAUUUGACAUUAGCUGAAGUGAAACUAAUUAUACAAUUUAUAUAUAUAUAUUUUUAUAAUAUAUUUUUUAUGCUUUUUGUUUUAAGAUAUAGAUAAUCUAAUUUUGUAUUCAUCCUUAAAUGGAAAGAUUAUUUUAAUUUGUCACAGUAAUUGCUAAUUACGGCAUCUGUAUCAGAAAUAAAAGGAGAAAUGAAUUGCCAUUAAAAAUACCAAUUUAAUAGGGAAAACAGUAAAUACAUUUGAGAGGUCCAUUUUUCCAUUUAAGGACAAUUUCACGAGAAGUAUUGUACUUGUUAGAAUGUAAAAUUUUCUGACUUGGUAGUAUGUUUGGUCUAGACUUAUUCGGACUACUCGUAUAAAAAAUAUGGUCUAAAUGACAGAAGACGAAAUCGAAAACAUAUCUUCAUGAUAAGCGUUCAAAUGGCGUUUUGUUAUUGCAUAUCGAACAUUAUCGAGUGUCAUCUUUUGACACACAAUUUUGAACCUGUUAAAACAUUCGAAAUGUUCGGAAAGUACACAGUGUCGUCAUUUAUUUUUGUACUUUGCGAAAGUAUCUUGUAAUGUGUCCAUUAUAAUCACUUUUACGAUUUUUAUAACGUAUUUAUUGUGAAUUGCGUCAGGGAGAAUGGAUUAAUAUAUAUGUGUAUUUUUCUUUUUAUUAAAAACGAUUUAUUCGUCAUAAUAUAUAUCGUGUAUCUCCUUAUAUUCUAAUAUAUUCAUUAUUACUUUCGAAAGGCACAUAUUUCAUUUAACCAGCGAUCAGAAAUUUUCCAAGUGACUUGCGACCGCGUACCUCGCACGCCUGUACAGAUUUGUCAUGAGAGUGCAAUAGCAAUGAUACUGGGAAAAUUCACGACGUUUCGGUAUAUUCGGUCGUGAUAAUCGCUAUCUUGUACAUGCCUAGCUAAGUUACGUAAGUUUUUAGACAUUACCGAGUCGGUAGUACGUUUUGGGGUGAUGUAUCGAAAUAUCUUUUGUUAGUAUUGUUUUAGUAUCAUAUUUCUUAUGUUUUUCCAAGCAUCUGCACACCAUUUGUAAAUCCUAUCGUAUCAUUUUAUCGUGCAUACUGGCAAGAUUACGUCUCUAGGAACGACUUCGAAAUCGGAGAGAUCGGCCGAAGGACUUCCUCGACACGAUAUUUCCGGCAAACAUGUGAUUAAAAAAAAAUGUAACAAUAUAAUCUGACCUCAUCUAAACUCGAACAUUUAGGUGAAGCAAAUUAAGAGCGAAGUAAAACUCGUACUAUUGAUCGCUCGCAUGAAUCACAGGGUGGCCGAGAAUUGACGGAAGAUGAGCAUUAUAACACUGUUCGCUUUCGUGAAGUCUCGACUGAAUCGGUCUUGAACGAAAAUACAGAGAAAGGUCAUGUGUCUCUUAUACUUAUUAAAUAUUACAACUUAUUUCAAUAUUUGACGUGCGAAUAAUUAACACUUAAAUUACAAUUUUUUGUACGACUACACAAAAAUACAAUAUAUUUUGUAUCGCGAGAACGAAUGACCACUCGUGUCACGGAAGCUUGAUUGGCAGACAUGAUCAGGUGGAAAAUCAUUAAUGAAAAUUUACAAUUGAGUAUAGUUAGGUAGAUCCAAAUUUACCCGAUUACAAUUAAUUUACAGCACAUUUGCAAUUAUUUAUAAUUAUAUUAACAAAUUCUCUCGAUGCCAAUUUUCAAAGGAUUAAGACGAUUCCAUUUUCCGUCAAUUAUUGUACAACCUGCGUAAUAAAGAUAUCAUUUUCCGAAACAGAUGAAUCAGUCGCUACACGCAACUAAUGAACAAUUAAGUACACCAACAUAUGUAAAAUGAUCUGUAAUACUCCACGAGCGUGUGUAAACGGUACGAGAUGUGCCACUAUAAUUCUUAGCUAAACUUUCUCGAGCAGAAAGUGAAGUUGAGAACGUGCGACUGCAAAUCGUGGCAGGUGUAGUAAAAUCGAAUGGAUCGCGAAGCGCAUUCGGUCGGUUUACGGCAGAUCGUAAUUGUUCGCCACUCAAGUUCCAUAAUAAUGCGAUCCGCUCUUGAAAGAAUAUUAAAAAAAAAAAAA
Dinoponera quadriceps is the source of this 3618-nucleotide messenger RNA. RefSeq lists its product as uncharacterized. The transcript has 5 exons. Gene Ontology annotation, biological process: proteasome localization; nuclear protein quality control by the ubiquitin-proteasome system. Bases 152 to 1195 code for a protein of 347 amino acids. Gene Ontology annotation, cellular component: nucleus. NCBI's taxonomy places the organism in Eukaryota, Metazoa, Arthropoda, Insecta, Hymenoptera, Formicidae. The record is from RefSeq and is a predicted model, not a curated record.